Messenger RNA from Nicotiana tabacum (common tobacco), 2739 nucleotides. Its product is annotated as B3 domain-containing transcription factor ABI3-like. The record is from RefSeq and is a predicted model, not a curated record. Gene Ontology annotation, molecular function: DNA-binding transcription factor activity; DNA binding. Lineage: Eukaryota; Viridiplantae; Streptophyta; Magnoliopsida; Solanales; Solanaceae.
AGUUUUUCUGUCUUAUUUUUGGUUCAAAAUCCCUUUAAAUAAAAACAGAAAAUAGUAAAAGAGUGUUGAAACUUAUCUGAACUGUCUACAAGUGUUGUUUUGGUUAUUUGGGGUAUGAGACAAUUUUAGUUUGUUGAAGUUUGGUGGUGUUUUUGUCUUCUAAAACACAAGGAUACAUAGUUCAGUUCUUUGAAAUUUCUUGUUUCUAUCUUCCAUUUAUAAAGAAUAUUCCUGCAUAAAUAUUUGUAAGAGUAAUCCUUAUUAUACAGGUACUUACAUAAGUUUAUUAUACAGUGAUAGUGAGUAUUUUAAUUAGUUAAAGUUUAUUAAUUAAGAGUCGCUUUCUUCAGAUUUGGUAGUACUAUUUAUUUUUUGGAUAUAUAAAUUCCAAAACCUCAGAUAGUUUUAUGUUGCAAAAACCACUCAAGAUCCUAAUGAGGAGAGAAAUUAAAGAAAACCAUUAAUUUUUCUUGUCUUAACUUAGCUUGCUUCCUUAAUCAGAUACAUAUCCAUUAUACACAUUUCAUCUCUAGUCAAAAAUCCAGAAAACAAGAAUGAAAAGAGAGUUACAGCAGCUAUAUGGUAAUAAUAAUCAAGAAAUGCAUGGAUUUGAGAAUAUUAAUAUGGUGACAGUGGAUGAUGAUAUUCAGAGGCAACAGCAGCAGCCAACUGAUUUUGAUCCUAUGGAUGAUACAGAUAUUUGGCUCAAUAAUGGAAAUGAAGAACAACGUCAUUUUAACGUCAAUGACAAUAAUUACAUUAAUUUCUCUACUGAUUUUCCUCCUCUUCCUGAUUUUCCAUGCAUGUCCUCUUCCUCCUCAACUUCUAAUUCCCCUCCUACAGAUUCUUUAUCUUUCCACAAGAAAAUCCAAUUUGAUAACACAAUAAAUGGCGACCAAGAUUGUCUAAAUGUGAUAGAAAAUCUUGGUUACAUGGAUUUAAUUGAUGGAAAUCAUAAGUUUCUUGAUCCUAUGAACUCUUUUUCCCAAAGUGAAAAUCCAGAAAAACACCAACAACACCAACAACAACAACAACAAGGGGAAGUCCAGUUUGAAAAUGAGCAACUUUCUAUAUUUCAAGGGGAUAGUGAACUUGCACUUAUGUUCUUUGAAUGGUUAAAGCAAAUCAAAGACUACAUUUCUGCUGAAGAUAUGAGGAGUAUUAAGCUCAAACGUUCAACAAUUGAAAGCGCUUCGAAACGAUUAGGAAGUACAAAAGAAGGUAAAAAACAGUUGUUGAGACUCAUUCUUGAUUGGGUUGAACAACACAGAUUGCAAAAGAAACAAAUGAGUGAAGCUGCAGCAAAUCAAGAAAGUUUUCAGAUUUCUGCCCCAAACUCCAAUUUCCAUUAUAAUACUGUUGCGGCUGAUCCAAAUGCUUGCUUUUAUCAGUCACCUUGGAUGGCAACUGCUGCUUAUAACAUCCCUAAUUUCCCCGAUUCCGCCUCUGUAAUGGCGGGGCAGAUACCGGGGUACAUUGGUGAUCCUUACACUAACGGAUCGUUAUUUGUGCCCCCGUUUAAUCAAACAAUGAGUGGAAGUGCAAGUUCACCAGCUUCAACAGAAUAUCAACCCAUGGACUAUACUCGAUCGUGGUCGCCAUCGCAAUUUGCUGUGGCGGCUGCUUCUCAGUAUAACAAAUUUCCUGACUAUAGUGAUAGUGCUAAUAAUGUUGCUGUUGUUGAUCAGCCUCAAUCUUUAUUUGGUACGCAAUAUCCGUACCAACUUUUAGACGGGAAUGGUGAGAGAUUGGCAAGGUUGGGAUCUAAAGAGGCUAGGAAGAACAGAAUGGCAAGGCAGAGACGAUUACCGGUGCACCAUUAUCGCCACCAAGUUCAGAAUCAAAGACAAAUUAAUGACCAAAGUGUAAUGAUUGGAGAGAAUUCUGCAAUAGAUACAGGUAACAGUCCAGGAAAUUGGAUAUAUUGGCCUCCUACUGCUGCUGCUGCUUCGCCAAUGGUGAUGGUUCCACCGGCUGAUUCUCCACAAUCAUAUUCUACUGAGAGGCCAGCUCUGCGAUCACAGAACCAUCAGAAGCAUAGUUUGGCAGACAAAAGACAGGCUUGCAAAACAGAGAAGAAUCUAAAAUUUCUCCUGCAAAAAGUGCUGAAGCAGAGCGAUGUUGGCAAUCUUGGAAGAAUUGUGUUGCCGAAGAGAGAAGCAGAAACUCAUCUCCCUCAACUUGAAUCAAGAGAUGGAAUUUCAAUCGCCGUGGAAGACGUUGGAACUUCUCGCGUUUGGAACAUGAAAUAUAGAUUUUGGCCAAAUAACAAAAGCAGGAUGUACCUUCUUGAGAACACAGGCGAUUUUGUUCGAGCUAAUGGACUUCAAGAAGGCGAUUUCAUUGUAAUAUACGCGGACAUGAAGUGUGGCAAAUAUUUGAUACGAGGAGUAAAAGUGAGGCAGAGUGGACCAGAAUCAGAGGGCAAGAAACCAGCAAAGAAAAACAUUCGUAAUUUGUCAUCUACAGCUGCUAUUAGCUCUCCAGUUGCACAAGCAGUUAGAUAGUUGAUGGAGCUUAAGAGAAAUUAAUUUCAACAAGUGAGAAUCUUCUGUUCAAUCUUAUUUACAAGAUAUUACUAAUAUCAUUUUGUAAACUAGAAUUCUCUGUACAUGACCUUGACUCAUGCAAAGAGUACAUUUGUGGGGUUCCUAAUUGUUACUUAGGGGCUCAGGAUCGCCGCUCUCUAAUGUAGAGAAAUAGUAUGUAAGUUGUAAUCUUGAAUGAGUUGUAUCUCUA